UCUCUCGGUUCGGCGAGGCUCAUUUAUAUAUCGAGAAGUUGUUGAAUAUGAAUCUCAUAUCAAGCUUCUGCUGCGGUUUGUCAUAAAACGAUUGCUACUACAUUAUAUAAGACUGUCUCCAACCCAAGCAUGCAAAUUUGGAGAAAUGGAGGUUUUUGGCUUUUUUCAUCUCCAACCCACCAAUUAUUUGGCUUGCAAAUUUGGAGAAGUGGGCUUGGGAGUGGAUAGAUAGAAGCUCAUAUGGAAAAAUGCAAGGAGAAGGUGGGGGGACCAACCAUGGAACCCAAGCCCACACGCUGGGGCCCUCCACUUUAAAGCAUCUUCUUUUUUCUUUUUUUUUUACUUUCUUAAUUUUUGAUUGGUUGGUUAUGAGUUGGGAAGGCAAAUUUAGAAGGUUUAGGGUUGGAGCAAAAAAGUGUUUUUGAAAGGUAAAAAUACACAUUUGAGAAUUUGAGAGGCUAAAUAUAACCUUUUGCGUUGGAGUUAGUCUAAGUACUGCAACAAGAAAUGCAGACCUUCCAAUCAUGAACCUAAUGGCUAAACACUGGUCCAUUCCACGCCUCUAACAUAACGAGGUGAUUAAUGACUUUACCACACUUCAGAGUAAGCUUUAUUAUAUUAAUUGAAAAUAUAAAGACUGAAAUCAACAAGCGUUUGUAGUCCAACGGUUAGGAUAAUUGCCUUCCAAGCAAUAGACCCGGGUUCGACUCCCGGCAGACGCAUUUUUUCCACCUUUUCCGUCUUUAUUUAUUUAUUUUGAUGGAUAACCCGAGAACCGACUUGGCCGACCCAGGAACAAGAAGGAAGCGUCUAGAAGCCGCGGGUAAAACCUGUUCGCUGCAAAUUAUCAGCAGCUCCCCGUAGACGAUAAAAAACCCGAACCUUUUCUGGAAGAGUACAGCGAGAAGAGAGAGCGGGAGAGAGGUUCCGUCGAUCUAAAGGUUGUCGACCGAUCCGAUCGAAGAAAUGGCGGAGCACUUGGCGUCGAUUUUUGGGACGGAGAAGGACAGGGUGAAUUGCCCCUUCUACUUCAAGAUCGGAGCUUGCCGCCAUGGCGACCGCUGCUCCAGGCUCCACACCAAGCCCAGCGUCAGCCCCACCAUUCUCCUCUCCAACAUGUACCAGCGCCCUGACAUGAUCACCCCUGGCGUCGACGCCCAGGGAAACCCUAUCGAUCCCCGCAAAAUCCAGCAGCACUUCGAGGACUUCUAUGAAGAUCUAUUUGAGGAGUUGCACAAGUAUGGAGAGAUUGACAGCCUGAAUGUUUGCGAUAACCUUGCUGACCACAUGGUGGGAAACGUUUAUGUUCAGUUCAGGGAGGAAGAACAGGCUGCUACUGCCUUGCGCAAACUGACUGGAAGAUUUUAUGCUGGCCGCCCCAUCAUUGUGGACUUCUCCCCAGUUACAGACUUCCGAGAGGCCACCUGCAGGCAAUAUGAGGAGAACACGUGCAACCGUGGUGGCUAUUGCAAUUUCAUGCAUCUCAAGAGGAUUGGCAGGGAGUUGAGGCGGCAAUUGUAUGGGAGCUACAGAAGCAGGCAUAGUCGUAGCAGGAGCAGAAGUAGGAGCCCUUACAGGCAUAGAAGCCAUGAAGAUCAUCACCAUAGGAGUAGUAGAAGAUAUGACGAUGAAAGAGAGCGGUAUCAUGAGAGCCGGAGUAGAAGGAACAAGACCACCAGCCCUGAUCACUGGAGGCAUCGAAGUAGAAGUCCAGGAAGAGGGAGGCGUGACAACCGAAGCCCUGUUAGGGAAGGCAGUGAAGAGAGGAGGGCCAGAAUUGAACAGUGGAAUAGGGAAAGAGAAAAUGGAUCGAGAACUGAUGGUAAUACUGAUUCUGGAUACCAGGAGCAGGAUUCGCGCAAAGAAGUGGAGUAUGGCAAUUGAGUAUCUCUGGUUUGUUUCUCUUCCUUGGCAUUAUUUGAUCUUGUGUUUUUUUUCCUGAGUGGAAAUUGAGCAUUUUCGACUGUGCAGGUGAUUUUGCAGGUUUCACAGUUCUUUUACUCUGCCAUAAUGGAACAUAUUUGCUGCUCAGAAUUGCAUUUCAUAGUGUUUAACCGUGUGAUUAACACUUAACAUUCAUUUGUGACUGUUAUUCUGCCAUAAUGGAAUAUAUUUGCAGCAUGUUUGCAUUCUAUGUAUGCAUCCAUUACAGUGAAGGAACUCUCUGAACAACGUUGUAAUGAGGCUAGUAGCUAGAGAAUGCAUUCAGAAUCUGCAGUCUUACAUUCGGAUUUUGUCUUGUGAACUUCCUCAGUCCUCACGCAAAUCCUUUGUGUCUUUCCACAUUACACGGAGAAAAUACUUGACGUGUGUGAUCAUGAGUUUUUUGCAGGUUUCAAGAAUCCCUGCUUCUCCUAACCAUACCUUGUUUUGUUGAAAUAACCUCCUAUGAUCAUAUUUGUUUACAGGUGGUUUUGAUUGGAGGUGUUGGCUGGAGGAAUCACAUUCACGCGAGGAACGGGUUAUAUAGAUUGACGACUGACUAGUUUGACCCAAUGUUGCAGCCUGCAGGGGAAGUCUGGGACGGUUGGAAUCUCUUCUUUUAGGACGGACUACUUCGCGGUUUCCUUUGUUUUUCUAGGAACUUUUGUGUUGUUUUUGUUUUCUUCCUCCCAAAUGUAACUGGAUUGGUCAUUUGCCCGUUUGAAGUAAUGAACAUAUGUCUGCACUUUAAUUUAUGUCCGCCAUUCUUUUAAUCACUAUUACACUCAACAAAGGUUGUUAAAUCCCCUACUUAACUCUCGAUUAGAUCCGGUCUAACUCGAGUCGGGUUUCAAAACGCCUCCAAGAAACCUCCGGUCUGAUUUCUAAAAAGAGUAAGACAGGGGAAAGAGAGGAAGAGGAAUGAAGAAAGGAAGAUGGUGAGUAUGUAAUGAAGGUUAAAUGGAUUUAUUUGAUGGAAAACAAGUUUUUAAUAAGACAGGGGAAAGAGAGGAAGAGGAAUGAAGAAAGGAAGAUGGUGAGUAUGUAAUGAAGAUUAGAUGGAUUU
Messenger RNA from Linum trigynum, 2989 nucleotides. The record is from the annotation of a GenBank genome assembly. NCBI's taxonomy places the organism in Eukaryota, Viridiplantae, Streptophyta, Magnoliopsida, Malpighiales, Linaceae.